CCUUCACAUGCUUAGGUACUGAGCAGGUACUUGCCCAGCCUCUUCAACUCGUUAACAACGAACACGAUUCAGCUCUGAUCUACUUCUAAAGCUAUCUGUACAGCUCGAAUUCCACGGCUUCCACCAAUUCGCUUCUCUUUUUACUCCGCUAGUCAGACCGCCGCCUUGAUUGUACACUGCGCCACCUCGAUUGCCGCUAUGCUCAGUACAUCAUGAACCAUUCCACCGGUCGAUCUGGCUGUCGUACAUGGAGUGAGCCAUGUCGUCGAGGAAAGUUAUUUCAUAUAAUGACGAGUCCAGGCACCAUCGAGAUGAGGACGCCACGAUCUCCAGGGCUUUAUCCUACAAUAGUCGUCAUGUAGCUCAAGCCGGUGCUCCAACUACUCCCGCCGAUUCGAAACAAACGCUCACUUCAGAACGGCCGGUUGCACCUGUUCCUCAGCGACGUCAUGUAGUGAUUCCGGAUCCCGUCGCAUUUAGGUACUUGGAGGAGGACAAGUGCGUCAGGGUUGUCGAGCGGAAAGCCGAGCUAAAAGGAUAUGAAUUAUACCUAGUUGAACAAUGGGCUUGCUCCCGACAAUCUCCGACCGUCGUCAUUGUCACGUACACAGGAGAUAUGAGCCAUGGAGUUGUAGUUGGUGUUCUUUCAGUUCCCGCAGACGAGACGGCAUGGUCAACCCGCCUCCGCGUAUACUUCAAGGCCAUCCAUCAGUACCAUGCGCGACCUAGGGAGACGGAAUUGGGGGAAUUGAUGGUGACAAAUCUUAGCAGCUUCCCCUCCGCUCUAACUGUCAUAUCUGUUCCCGGCGGAAAUAUCAAGAAUCAGCGACGUACUUUUAUUGUCAACGAGAAUCUUAAAAGACUAGGCUGCUCGGGACGGUCUGCUAUAGCAUUAUCAGAGCCUAUACCUGCAGCCAAGGCAAAGUUCCAGCAACUCUACAAGACAAGCAACAAGAUUUCAACAGAAGAGGCUGCCAUUGAGCUGGUUAAGUUCUGUCAAGUAGCCCUCUACCUGUUCGGCAAGCUUGACCAAGUUUACAUCGACGGCUUGCUUUGUGAUGUGACGGAAACUUCCGUUGGUGAUUGGUGGACCGAGUUUGGAGUUGAAUAUUUUAACGUAGAACCUACGGACGGCAUACUUGGGCCUACCACCGUAGCCGCAUUGCUUGGCUUGUUAGGAGGUGCCAGGAAUAGAUUGAGUUAUGCGGGUGUGUCAGUUCCCAAGGACGUAUUCGAAAUAGACUCGACGGAAAGAGGCAUAUCCCAAUUUCAAAAGUAUCACAAACUCGAGAGAACACGUCGGCUUGAUCGGCAAACUAUGCACAAACUACAUACUCUUACUGCUAAGGCGGCAGCUGGAGAAGGGUGGGGUGUACAGAAAGCGGUCAAAUCGACAGUCACCGACAUAGGUGGCAAACGAGGCGAAAUAGUCUUGGGAAUGGUCGGGAGCCGUGAUAAGGGCGGUAUUGGUGAUAUUGAAACAAUUGACCUUGAUCGUUUCAUUGGUUUAGUUACUGGGGAGCGCGCGAAAUGGCUUUGGCACGGGAAACCCAAGCGUACACCAGCUUUUGACCACGAAAAAUCAGGACCUGACAUGAUUCUACUUGGCAAAGAGGAAACCAGAGCAUCUUUCGAAGACGACCCCGACCAGCGUCGAAGGGAGGAUUCUCCAGCGAUAAACUCGACACCUGUUCCCGACCCGGUGGCCAGUGUAACCGAUAGCCCGAUAGAAAAAGAUGUAAUGCGACGAGGGAUGUUCAAAAGUGUUGCCCGCGAUGCUCGAUCGGGUCUCGGUCGUAUCAAGGAUGCCAUGACGAGCGGCAGUGGGCUGCGAAGUCACGUAAGUCGACCGUCAAGGGAUGAAUCUUCCAACUUCGCCUUCAACGAUUCCCAACAUUCUUUUCUAUCGGGUACAUCAACCGGCCUUGUAAGUAGCCCAGCACAGCUCCCUAGUUCGGCACAACUUGGCAGAGCCUUCACUUGGAAGAAUAAGCCUGAAGAAUAUACAAAUGCGAUGAGGAAGGAGAAGGAACCCUCUACCUCACUACCUUCAGCGGGUAUAUUAGGGCAAGGUGAGACAUCAAGUAAUGAAGCGCGGCUGCCGACUCGAAUCAACGAUGCGAUUCAAAAACUAUCUUCUCAUGAUAAAAAGCAAGUGUCACAACUUCAAGCCCAGGACAAUCCCGUUACAGCAGAGCCGUCCGUGGCUGGAUCCGUUGCAGGCGAGCGCAUGAGCGAGGUUGGAACAGAAGACGCUUCUCAAAUAGCAGUGUUGCGUUCAGCUGCAUCUCUGUCAUUAAUGAAUUUACACCGUCGGCACAGCAUCGCCGGCACUCGACCGUACCUAGGUUCGUCGUCGGCCGAUCGCCGCUGGGCUCGAAGGUUAUCAUUUGGCCAUGCCGAAGAAGCUGUCCUCAAAUGGGACGAAGUGAUAGAUUUUUCCGAUGCGGAAGCUUUGGAUAGCAGUACGACGUCAGAAUAUCAAGCACGCCUUCUCGAGGUCGCACAGGCCAUGUAUAUGAACAUUGCACAAAUCGAAACCGAGGUUGAGCCUUGGGUCAAGCGCAAGGUUCGGUCUGCUCAAACGACUAGCGAGCUAUUCGCCCGUCAAGUGGAAGAGUUGCACAUCAUGUACCACGAAUCGUCUGCCAGUUAUCAACGAGCACAUCACAACUAUCAAGGCAUUCUCUCCGAGCACAAGGAGCAUCUUACCGAGGCGCUCGGUCGAAUUGAAGGGGAGGCAGCUAAGCUAGAAUACGAAAUCACAGCGCUGCGGUCAAGAGUACAAGAGGUUGAAGAUAGCACUGCACAGUUCGAGAUUCAAGUUGCUGAGGUUGAACAGAGAGCCGAUGAACUGAAGGCACAACUAGAGAAGGAAAGCUGGCUACACUGGGCUGUGAGAACAUUGACCGGUAUAGGAACGGGUCCCAAUGUCACGCGGCCACGUCAAUAACAAGCGAGGCUCCAUGUCAGUGGCUGUGCUCCUCGUUAUUUUUGGAUAUUUUAACUUUUUUCUGGUUUUUUUUUUUUCUGGGAAGGUUUGACAUGACCAUAGUUUAGCCGAUUAUUUUGGAUAUAGAUACCCACAACAUGCAUCAGAGACAAGGUAUUACUGAAAUGCUUCCGCAAUGGUUAAUUGGUCGUGGUUUUGUACAUUUUGUGAUAAAUCUACCGAUACUCUCUCAUCGUUGUAAAUGUAAGGUAAGUGUACAGGUGGAAUUGACUACUGAUUAGAUAG
Xylaria bambusicola is the source of this 3238-nucleotide messenger RNA. RefSeq lists its product as uncharacterized. Gene Ontology annotation, cellular component: Sin3-type complex. Lineage: Eukaryota; Fungi; Ascomycota; Sordariomycetes; Xylariales; Xylariaceae. The transcript is spliced from 3 exons. The record is from RefSeq and is a predicted model, not a curated record. The coding region runs from base 260 to 2953 and encodes 897 amino acids.